CAAACGCUCAUGACGUGAUAACUCACUAGCGGCCAAAACCCAAACCAGGAAAAAGCACAGGUUACCAUUUUUAGCUUCGCCAAUCUGCCACGUCUUCUUCUCCCUCUGCGCGAGGAAACAGAAGAAGAGCAAGAAUACUGCUCGUUUGGCUCAUUGUAAAUUCUCUCCCACUCUCCCUCUACAUUUUGGGUCUUCUCUUCCAAUACUACACUAACUUCUGCUCUCGUCCACCUCUUCUUUGUACGCGCAUUGCACUGAGACCGACAUUUUUUUUCUGGAUGUUGAUUCCAAUUCCGAAUUAUCCUCGACUCAAAAGGAUUUUGCAUAGCGUAUAGAUUCUCAAGUAGCUAGUAUCGAUGCUGUGUUCGCUAGGAACUGGGAGAAUGGCGGUAAUGGCUAGGCUUCUGGCUGCUGGAAGUUUAUCACAAACCACUGGAGAGGAAAUUGGCGAAGAGAAAUUGGCUACUCAAUGCAUUUACAGAGAAUUACAUGAGGCAGAUGAAGCAAAUUUUCUUGACGAAGAAGAUAUGCAUGUUUUUGGUUUGAAACCUAUGACUGAUUCUUUGGAUUUGGUUUGUUGUAAUGCUUGCAAGAAACCAGUGAAGACCAGUCAGUAUGCAGCUCAUGCAGAACUUUGUAGGUCCUUAAAUUUUGCAGAAGAAACAACACUGGAGCUUGCUGAUAGUGUAGGACACCGGAAACCUCCAAAGAAGGAGCGGAAAAAGUUAUCAACUUCUUAUAUUAACCAAGCUACGCUAGCUGCAGAGCAAAGAAGGUCUGUAUAUAUAGAUGCAAAUGAUAUUACUGUCUCAGAGUCUCAGUUGGAUGCGCAACCUGGAAGGUCAUCAUCCUUCUCCAUGGAUGCAAAGAGAAAUCCUUCCUGUGUGGCAUUUAUGAUGGAUGGUCAAGGAGAAAGUCCUGAACAUACAGACCACUCAGUCUGUAUAAUGCCACCUCCAACAAAACGCUCUAAAUUUGUAUCAAGUCAGCAUCUAUUGGUAUCAAAUGAUCCAGAAGCAGCAUCUGGCCUAACAAAAAUCAGAAGUGCUCAAGAUAGUUUUUCCUUUGGGAAUUUUCAAAUACAGUCAACUUUGAGUAGUGACAUGCCAAAUGAUUGUGGUAUUGUCUCUAAGUUCCCUGGGCAAGCUUAUGGAAAUUGCCUGCUGACAAAAGAUAUUCCAAUUCCCCUUUCUACAAAAAUUUAUUACUCUCAGAGGAACAAUCGCCUUCGGUUGGCAGUUGCUCAUAUGUACCAUGCAUCAUCAGUUAAGGGGCUAACCAGUAAUGUUGCGAGUCCAGAAGUAUCACAGGAAACCAUAAUUCAAUUACCAGCUUCAUCAUGUAAGGGCUGUACACAUGAGCAAGUCGGUGGCCUCAACAAGAAGAGGGAUCCUUCUGCAUGUAAACAUGAUCAAAUUCUUACACAAAGUUCAGAAUUGUGCUUGGAUAAAUCAGGAAGAUGCACACCAGCUACUGGCUUCUUCAAUCAGCUUCCUGUUGAUAACAUUUUGAGGCCUCAGGCCAGUCCUGUUGGAUUGCUCAGAAGCAAAUAUCUUCAAAAGCCUUAUUCUUUUGGAGGCAACUCUGGACAAUCGGUAGGGAAUAUGCAGCAAGCAAGUGGAAGUGUUCCCAUUUUAUAGGAGUCUUUAUGGUGGGAAUUUUGGCUAAUCAAAGGUGUAUUUAGUACACUACAUGAGGUUAGGAUCUAAUUUUGAAAUUGAAAAGACAAAUUGCCAAUUGUCUAUUCUAACCUUCUGUAAUCUGUCUCAUGCUUGACUCCUGACUUUGUUUCUUUUUUUUGGGUCAAAUCCUGAUUCUGUUUAUACCUAUGGAAAGAAAGAAAAUAUGACAAUGUAUCAAUAUUUUAAUCAUUGUACUGUGUCCUAGGAAACCUCAUGUAUGAAGACCAUAUCCUUUAACUGGUUUCAAUAUCACCAGAAAAAGUUCUGGGUUGGCUAGUUGCAGAGGAGAUGGAAAUUUUUAACUUGGCAAGAGAUUCAAAAGUUUCAAGAUCAA
Messenger RNA from Manihot esculenta (cassava), 2016 nucleotides. RefSeq lists its product as uncharacterized. Gene Ontology annotation, cellular component: SAGA complex. The transcript is spliced from 13 exons. The record is from RefSeq and is a predicted model, not a curated record. Bases 357 to 1640 code for a protein of 427 amino acids. Lineage: Eukaryota; Viridiplantae; Streptophyta; Magnoliopsida; Malpighiales; Euphorbiaceae.